CAUUUUAUUUUAUUUCUUUUCUUUUCAAUCCGCUUUUUUGUUCAAUUCAUAAAUUAUGAAGGCACUUAUUCUUGUUGGUGGCUUUGGUACACGUCUUAGACCUCUUACUUUGACUCUUCCUAAACCUCUUGUUGAGUUUGCUAAUAAGCCUAUGAUUCUUCAUCAAAUUGAAAACUUGGCCAAGGCUGGUGUUACGGAUAUCGUCUUGGCUGUAAAUUAUAGACCUGAAAUUAUGGUAGCUGCCUUGAAAGAAUAUGAAAAAGAAUAUGGAGUCACAAUUACUUUUUCUGUUGAAACAGAACCUUUGGGUACAGCUGGUCCACUAGCUUUGGCUCGUGACAUUCUUGCAAAGGAUGAUUCCCCCUUUUUCGUAUUAAAUAGUGAUGUCAUUUGUAAUUAUCCUUUUGAACAGAUAAGAGACUUUCAUAAAUCACAUGGUGAUGAAGGCACCAUUAUUGUUACAAAAGUAGAUGAUCCUUCUAAAUAUGGUGUGGUUGUUAAUCAUCCAAAUUCAACAAAGAUAGAGCGUUUUGUUGAAAAACCUCAAACCUUUAUUAGUAACAAGAUUAAUGCUGGUAUUUAUCUUUUUAAUCCUUCCGUAUUAAAUCGUAUUGAAUUGAAACCUACUUCAAUUGAAAAAGAAAUCUUCCCUGGUAUUGCUCGUGAUGAACAAUUACAUACUUUUGAUUUGGAAGGUUUUUGGAUGGAUGUAGGACAACCUAAAGAUUAUUUGACAGGCACUUGUCUUUAUUUAUCUCACCUCACAAAACACAAACCACAAGAACUUGCAAAUCCUAAUCACGAUUAUGUCUAUAAGGGUAAUGUGAUGGUUCAUCCAACCGCUAAAAUUGGAAAAGAUUGUCGUAUAGGCCCUAACGUUGUGAUUGGUCCAAAUGUCGUAAUUGGUGAUGGUGUUCGUUUACAACGUUGUGUUAUUCUAGAAGGUGCAAAAGUCAAAGAUUAUGCGUGGGUUCAAUCUAGCAUUGUAGGCUGGCAUUCCUCUGUCGGACGAUGGUCACGAUUAGAAGGUUGUUCUGUACUUGGUGACGAUGUUUCUAUUGGUGAUGAGAUCUAUGUUAAUGGUGGAUCUAUUUUACCUCACAAGUCUAUUUCUUCAAAUAUUACUGAACCACAAAUUAUCAUGUAAAUAGGUUAUGAAAUAAUCUCUCUCCUUUUUUCUGAUUUGUUUCCCUUUCCCUCUCCCCACCCCUUUUUUUUUUUUUAAUUACCUUAUACAAUUAUAAAGCACGCCUCUUUUCUAAUAAAUAUGUAAUAAAUUAAAUAAUAUCUGAGAUUCUAAUACACUCUUUCUUAAAUCACAUGGCACGCUUUUUCUUUUUUAUAGCACAAUUUUAUUUUCCA
Molecule: messenger RNA, 1362 nt
Organism: Cokeromyces recurvatus
Lineage: Eukaryota; Fungi; Mucoromycota; Mucoromycetes; Mucorales; Mucoraceae
Product: mannose-1-phosphate guanyltransferase
Exons: 5
Coding region: 56-1147 (363 amino acids)
Biological process (GO): cell wall mannoprotein biosynthetic process; GDP-mannose biosynthetic process
Cellular component (GO): cytoplasm
Molecular function (GO): mannose-1-phosphate guanylyltransferase (GTP) activity; GTP binding
Source: RefSeq, a predicted model, not a curated record